Melitaea cinxia (Glanville fritillary) is the source of this 1469-nucleotide messenger RNA. It is a transcript of the gene Pdhb, whose product is annotated as pyruvate dehydrogenase E1 component subunit beta, mitochondrial. Bases 181 to 1278 code for a protein of 365 amino acids. Gene Ontology annotation, molecular function: pyruvate dehydrogenase (acetyl-transferring) activity. NCBI's taxonomy places the organism in Eukaryota, Metazoa, Arthropoda, Insecta, Lepidoptera, Nymphalidae. Gene Ontology annotation, biological process: pyruvate decarboxylation to acetyl-CoA. The record is from RefSeq and is a predicted model, not a curated record. The transcript has 8 exons.
ACGUAACAAACUUCACUUUAGUCGACUGCGACCUCCAUUCAUCCUUCGUCGCACCAAAAACACGAUUUUAACAUCAUUAUUCACGACGAAAAACACAAACUACACUUAAAAUACUUCUUAUAAGUUCUUUUGUGUGUUACAUUUAGGUUAUAAGUGUAAAAUAAAAGUGUUAUAGUGAAAAUGGCAUUAAAAUCGUCACCGGCACUCUUCGGACUUCUUUCUCGGAUAUCUCGUCGUUCUUUCUCCACAUCGAAGGCUUUAGCAUCAAACCCUGUUACAGUGAGAGAUGCCUUGAACCAGGCGAUUGACGAAGAGAUGGAAAGGGAUGAUCGGGUUUUCGUUUUAGGUGAAGAAGUGGCCCAGUACGACGGUGCUUACAAAGUCACGAGGGGACUUUGGAAGAAGUAUGGUGACAGAAGAGUCAUCGACACGCCAAUCACAGAGAUUGGUUUUGCUGGUAUUGCUGUCGGAGCAGCAUUUGCAGGACUCAGGCCUAUCUGUGAAUUUAUGACUUUCAAUUUCUCCAUGCAGGCUAUUGAUCACAUAAUAAAUUCAGCGGCAAAGACAUUCUAUAUGUCAGCGGGAACGGUGCCGGUGCCUAUCGUGUUCCGUGGACCCAACGGAGCAGCGUCCGGAGUUGCAGCCCAACAUUCUCAAUGCUUCGGAGCCUGGUACAGCCAUUGUCCCGGUCUUAAGGUGGUCAUGCCCUACUCCUCCGAGGACGCUAAAGGUCUUUUAAAAGCUGCCAUCCGUGACCAAGACCCAGUAGUGUUCCUAGAAGAUGAGAUCAUGUACGGAGUUCCAUUCCAAAUGUCUGAUGAGGCCCUGUCACCUGACUUUGUACUGCCCAUUGGUAAAGCUAAAAUUGAAAGGCCCGGCAACCAUAUAACAGUAGUAUGUGCUGGUAGAGCCACCGACACAGCACUACAGGCUGCCAAUGAACUAGCAGGAACAGGUAUUGAAUGUGAGGUAAUUAACCUCCGGUCACUGAGGCCAUUGGAUUUCGACACCAUCGCACAGUCCAUCGCUAAGACUCACCAUCUCAUCACUGUGGAACAGGGCUGGCCUCAGUCUGGUAUCGGCGCGGAGAUCUGCGCCCGCGUGAUGGAGUCGCCGGCGUUCUUCGAGCUGGACGCGCCGGCGUGGCGCGUGACGGGCGCGGACGUGCCCAUGCCGUACGCGCGCUCGCUGGAGGCGCGCGCCCUGCCGCGCGCCGCCGACGUGCUGGCCGCCGCGCGCGCCGUGCUGGGCCGCAGGAUAGCCGAAGCUUCGAAUUAGUUUAGUUAGAAUCUCUAGGGAUGAAUCAUCGUUGCCAGAAGAAAUUGUAAAUAUUUAUUAUAUAAUUCGAUGUAUUUAUUAAAAAAAACAUCUACUUUCUAUUAUAUUGUAUCAGUUCUCAUAAAAAGUUACAGGAAUAAAAAAUUUAGAUAAAAACUUAUGGUAUUAAAAUGUAUAUUAUUUAUAGUGUU